This is a messenger RNA of Manis pentadactyla (Chinese pangolin), 1349 nucleotides long. It is a transcript of the gene PSMD4, whose product is annotated as proteasome 26S subunit ubiquitin receptor, non-ATPase 4. The transcript has 10 exons. NCBI's taxonomy places the organism in Eukaryota, Metazoa, Chordata, Mammalia, Pholidota, Manidae. Bases 117 to 1250 code for a protein of 377 amino acids. Gene Ontology annotation, cellular component: nucleus; proteasome regulatory particle, base subcomplex; cytosol. Gene Ontology annotation, molecular function: polyubiquitin modification-dependent protein binding. Gene Ontology annotation, biological process: proteasome-mediated ubiquitin-dependent protein catabolic process. The record is from RefSeq and is a predicted model, not a curated record.
CACGGAGGCAGAACCAGUCGGCCGAGCCAGGUCUGUGAUUAGCGGUCAGCGCUGGGCCAAUUGGAAGAGUCGUUGUUAGGCGGCCCAGGAGAACCGGUCGGGAGGAAGGAGGCAAGAUGGUGUUGGAAAGCACUAUGGUUUGUGUGGACAACAGUGAGUAUAUGCGGAAUGGGGACUUCUUACCUACCCGGCUGCAGGCCCAACAGGAUGCCGUCAACAUUGUAUGUCACUCCAAGACCCGCAGUAACCCUGAGAACAACGUGGGCCUCAUCACACUGGCCAAUGACUGUGAAGUGCUGACCACCCUCACCCCUGACACUGGCCGCAUCCUGUCCAAGCUCCACACUGUCCAACCCAAGGGCAAGAUCACCUUCUGCACUGGCAUCCGUGUGGCCCAUCUGGCUCUGAAGCACCGACAAGGCAAGAAUCACAAGAUGCGCGUCAUUGCCUUCGUGGGAAGCCCUGUGGAGGACAGUGAGAAGGAGCUGGUGAAACUGGCUAAACGCCUCAAGAAGGAGAAAGUUAAUGUUGACAUUAUCAAUUUUGGGGAAGAGGAGGUGAACACAGAAAAGCUGACAGCCUUUGUAAACACACUGAAUGGAAAAGAUGGAACUGGUUCUCAUCUGGUGACAGUACCUCCUGGGCCCAGUUUGGCUGACGCCCUCAUUAGUUCUCCGAUUCUGGCUGGUGAGGGUGGUGCCAUACUGGGUCUUGGUGCCAGUGACUUUGAAUUUGGAGUGGAUCCCAGUGCCGAUCCAGAGCUGGCCUUGGCCCUUCGUGUUUCUAUGGAAGAGCAGCGGCAGCGGCAGGAGGAGGAGGCGCGGCGGGCGGCUGCAGCCUCUGCUGCUGAGGCUGGGAUCGUCACCCCUGGGACUGAAGACUCAGACGAUGCCCUGCUGAAGAUGACCAUCAACCAGCAGGAGUUUGGCCGCACUGGGCUCCCCGACUUGAGCAGUAUGACCGAGGAGGAGCAGAUUGCAUACGCCAUGCAGAUGUCCCUGCAGGGUGCAGAGUUUGGCCAGGCAGAAGCAUCUGACAUUGAUGCCAGUUCCGCCAUGGACACAUCUGAGCCUGCCAAGGAAGAGGACGACUAUGAUGUGAUGCAGGACCCUGAGUUCCUUCAGAGUGUCCUGGAGAAUCUUCCUGGCGUGGAUCCCAACAAUGAGGCCAUUCGGAAUGCCAUGGGCUCCCUGGCCUCCCAGGCCACCAAGGAUGGCAAGAAGGAAAAGAAGGAGGAGGACAAGAAAUGAGACUGGGCCUGCUUGGGUGGCUGCAUGGGGUGGGGUGGGAUGGAGGGUUAGAUACAUUAUCUGUAACCAUUACUGCCUAAAUAAAGCUUGGCAACUUUU